CCUUUAAAGAGUCGUGUUUGACGGCUGAUGCCAGAUUUGGAUUAGUUGCGCCGGAAUUAGUAGGGUACACAUUGCAUAAUCGACGCCGUGGUUGCGGUACCUUCGCUGCGUCCUAUAUUUCAGUUUUGCUGCAUUUCAGGUUCUUGUUAUUUUAGGAAACCAUAAAGUGAAUUCACAAAAUUGUAUCUUUAUGAGGUUGCUGAACUUUUCUCCAAGAUUUAGUAUAUCUGUGUUCGUCCUUUCAGCUGUGGUGUUAGUAACCUUUUCGUCAUAUUUCAUCGAUGACAACAUUUGGGGCACAAAUCAUAAGCUUGAUCCUGCGUCUAGGGUUCCGAAGAAGGGCCCCGGCAAACCUCCGAUAUUUGCCUAUUGGCUUUCUGGCACCCAGGGUGAGGGAAAGAUGAUUUUUCGGCUUCUGAAAGCCGUCUAUCACCCAAGGAAUCGUUACCUCUUGCAUCUUGAUGCUGGCUGCACUGCGCAUGAGAGGAACGAAUUGGCUAGAUUGGUUCUUUCUGAGAGGAUUUUUCAAGCUUUCUCAAAUGUUGAUGUAGUGGGCAAGGCUUAUGCUGUUGAUCGUAGUGGGUCUUCAGUGGUUGCUGCUACACUCCAUGGAGCAGCAGUUUUGCUUAAAAUUUGGGAUGAUUGGGAUUGGUUCAUCACUUUGAGUGCUUCUGAUUAUCCUGUUGUUACUCAGGAUGAUCUGCUUUAUGCGUUCACUUCAUUGCCUAGGGAUCUUAAUUUCAUCGAUCACACAAGUGAGCUUGGGUGGAAUGAGCCUGAAAGGUUUGGCAAAAUAAUUGUGGACCCAAAUCUUUAUAUGAAUAAUAAUAUGAAGUACUUUUUGGCUUCAGAAACUCGGCCAACUCCUGCUGCUUUCAGAAUAUUCACAGGUUCUCCAUGGGUGAUACUCAGCAGAUCUUUCAUGAAGCACUGUAUUUACAGUUCAGAUAAUCUCCCAAGGAAACUUCUCAUGUAUUUUACCAAUGUGGCUUAUGCUGCUGAAUCCUACUUCCAAACUGUAAUCUGCAAUUCUCCAGAGUUUCAGAACACCACUGUCAACAAUGAUCUCAGAUACUUUGUGUGGGAAAAUCCUCCUACUCUUGAACCACUUUUAUUGAACCAAUCCAAUUAUAAAGCAAUGGUGAAGAGCGGAGCUGCUUUCGCUCGAAGAUUUAUGGAGAACGAUCCCGUGCUGAAGAAGGUGGACGAUUUGAUUCUGAGACGAAAACCAAAUGGUGUUGCCUUUGGUAAGUGGUAUUUAGGACCGGAUCCAAAUUGCAAGGGAUUAGGUUCGGAUGUUGGCUCAAUUUGUGGGGAUAUCGAUGUGAUUGAGCCCCGAUCAACGGGGAAGAAACUGAGAAAACGGAUAGCUAAGGUUAUUUCAGAUGAAAGGUUGGUUGCAUGCAAAUCAAUGUAAAGUUUAGGAAGAAUAUAUUUAUGUAUGUAUCAUAGUUAUGUUAUAUUCAUACAAAAUGAGGAGGUGAUGCUGAUCUUGUUGCACGGCCUUGUAUAUAUGAGGGGAGCAUGAAUAACCUUUGUAGUAAAUAAACUUUGGGAGCAGUCUGCCUCCAGUGAAGUUAAUUCAUUUUGUUGGAAGGCUGUAGGAAUGGAAACUUUGGCUAGUUGGUGCAAUUAUGAAAUUUUAAAGCGUUUAUUA
This is a messenger RNA of Phalaenopsis equestris, 1657 nucleotides long. Its product is annotated as beta-glucuronosyltransferase GlcAT14A-like. Bases 191 to 1417 code for a protein of 408 amino acids. NCBI's taxonomy places the organism in Eukaryota, Viridiplantae, Streptophyta, Magnoliopsida, Asparagales, Orchidaceae. Gene Ontology annotation, molecular function: glucuronosyltransferase activity. The transcript is spliced from 5 exons. The record is from RefSeq and is a predicted model, not a curated record. Gene Ontology annotation, cellular component: membrane.